CAACAUGACCUCACCCGGAAGUGUUCCUCUCCACUUCCGGUCCGUUAGCAUGUCUGUGUCAGACUCGUUGUCCUCCGUCCUCCGGGACUUCAGGUCCGCGGCGGUGACUGAAAUCAGCCUCAGAGUUUCUCUCCAACCCGGAACCGGCGGCAUGGAGGAGCUGGAGGACGUGAUGAAGAGACUCUGUGACGUUUUGCUGCUGCAGCUCAUCUCACUGCUGGAGGUCAAAGACUCCGCCCCUCCUGCUGCAGACCCUCAGGCCGACAGUCAAUCAGACGCUCCUACAGGCGGCCCCAGCCAAUCGGAUCAGACUGCAGCUGCAGGCGGUGGGCGGAGCUUCGGCAUCCGCAGGAAGCGGCGUCCACUCAGCUGCUCUCGCUGCGGGAAAGCGUUCAGGACCUGGAGCCACCUGAGGACUCACGCGUCGUCCACAUGUCCGUCCAGGAGACGCCGGCCGACGAGUCCGGGAGCAGACGAGACGCUCAGGUGCGCCGAGUGUGGGAAGGAGUUCUCUAAACGCAGCUACCUGUCGGCUCACCAGAGAGUCCACCUGAAGCAGAAACCCUUCACCUGCCCCUCGUGUGGCAAAGGAUUCACGGCGCGCCACAGUGUCCUGGUCCACCAGAGGACGGUCCACGGAGGCCUGAGGCCGUUCAGCUGCAGCGUCUGUGAGAAGAGCUUCAGCCAACGCAGCGGCCUCAGCGUCCACCUGCAGAUGCACUCUGGCGAGCGGCCGCACGCCUGCGACCAGUGCGACAAGCGCUUCUCCAGCCGGAGCAGCCUGACGGUUCACCGCCGCGUCCACACCGGCGAGAAGGCCUUCAGCUGCCACGCCUGCAGCAAGAGCUUCAGCGUGGCCGCCAACCUGCGCCGGCAUCAGCUCGUCCACUCGGGCCGCCGGCCGUUCAGCUGCGACGUGUGCGGACGCAGCUUCUCUCAGGCCGCGCACCUGAAGGUGCACGGGAGCCUGCACGCCGCCGGCUGGGCCUUCAUCUGCAAAGCCUGCGGGAAAGGCUUCAGACAACGCAGCGCGCUGCUCGUCCACGAGAGGACGCACGGCGGCGUGAAGCCGUACGGCUGCAACAAGUGCUCCAAGAACUUCACCUCGUCCACGUCUCUGAAGCGCCACCUGCUGGUCCACGCCGGGCGGGACGUCCACACCUGCCACGAGUGUGGGAAGAGCUGCAGCAGCGCCCAGGUCCUGAAGAAUCACCUGCAGCUGCACGGCGGCGGGAAGACGUUCACCUGCGACGUGUGCGGCCGCAGCUACAGCUCAGCGAGUUACCUGAAGACGCAUCGCCGCAGUCACUCGGAGGGGAAAGCGUUCAGCUGCGCUCAGUGCAAGAAACGCUUCUCCACUCAGGCCAGCGCCACGUUACACCAGCGGACGCACAGCGGCGAGAAACCGUUCGUCUGCGAGGUCUGCGGGAAAAGCUUCAGCGUGUCUCAGAACCUGAUCAGACACAAACGCGUCCACAGCGGAGAGAAACCGUUCGAGUGCGAGGUCUGUGGGAAAAGCUUUAACCAGAGGAGCAACCUGAAGACUCACCAGCUGAUUCACUCAGGACUCAAACCAUUCGGCUGCUCCUCCUGCAGCCGGAGCUUCGCCUCCUCCAGGAGCCUCCGCGAGCACAGCUGUCAGCCCAGCACCUGAGCCCGAGCGGGACCAGAACCAGGCCCGGCCCGCCAGGCUGACACCGCGCUUUUAUUUUAUUAUACUUAUUUUAUUCCUGGUUUUAAACCUAACACAUUAGAUUUGUUUCUUUCCUGUCGUGUUGUGUUUCUUGAUACGUUGAAGAACAAUAAAUAUUCUUUGUUUCUGGAAGUUGAGUAAAACCUUUUCAGCCUGA
Mugil cephalus (flathead mullet) is the source of this 1850-nucleotide messenger RNA. RefSeq names its product zinc finger protein 883-like. Lineage: Eukaryota; Metazoa; Chordata; Actinopteri; Mugiliformes; Mugilidae. Gene Ontology annotation, molecular function: DNA-binding transcription factor activity, RNA polymerase II-specific; RNA polymerase II cis-regulatory region sequence-specific DNA binding. Bases 5 to 1654 code for a protein of 549 amino acids. The record is from RefSeq and is a predicted model, not a curated record. Gene Ontology annotation, biological process: regulation of transcription by RNA polymerase II. The transcript has 3 exons.